Phytophthora sojae is the source of this 339-nucleotide messenger RNA. RefSeq lists its product as hypothetical. The record is from RefSeq and is a predicted model, not a curated record. The transcript has a single exon. The annotation marks the transcript as partial. NCBI's taxonomy places the organism in Eukaryota, Oomycota, Peronosporomycetes, Peronosporales, Peronosporaceae.
GCAACUUUUCUCUGCAUCGCAGAGGACCGGAUCAAAGUUUUAUAUGCACACGACGAGCAGCCUACUAUUGCGAGAAUGGGGAUCGUUCUGCGUGUUUCUCGCCAAGACAGCCACCGAGUCCAACAACAGAGCGGGAAGAUGCUCAGCGUUAUUCGGGCGUCAAGAGCAUCAGGCGUCUGGUUCUCAACCCCGGCGAUCGACUCCCUGGGGGCGAAGUGGAAGUCGUUGAAGCGCAGCUACGAAGACGCUGAGGCGGGUUUGGUCGACUCGCUGGUGUCAGAUUUCCAAGCAAACUGUCAUGGCUAUAUGGACGAACUCGCAGUUCGUGUUGCUGAGCUG